CUUCUUGACAACUUAUGUUCGUGAGGGAUUGAUCCGUUUAGCUGGUUUACCAUCAUUUCUCCUUACCAAGUCUAGUAUCCAGAUAAAGACUAGCCAAUCUACAGCUUGGAUGAGUUGCCUCAUCAACUCUCGCGAGGUUCACUAAACUGCUUCGCUUCCCUAUCUGUAUUACCGCAUCAACAAUUCUUUCAAGGCCAUCAUAGAUGACAAGUAUUGGUGUGCGACAAAUUCUAGAGGAAAAACAUCAUUGCAACUCAAAGCUAUGGGAGUAUUGAAGCAGCUAGGGUCAUUCUCUCUUCUGAUGCUGUUCUCAUCACCCACGAAACACCGGAGAACUGGCUAGCUCUCCACUUUGCUGCCAACAAGAAUCCAGAAGAGGAUAAAAGGGAUAUGUCAGCCAUUCUCCUUCAGCACGGGACUGAUGUCAAUAUUUGUAGCUUAGAUGGUUGGAAAGAUUUACAAGAGGCAGUCAACACGAUAGGACCUCCUUCAUCACAUUUCUGCUGAACAAUGGCGCCAAUAUCACCAGUGAAACUACGCUGAAAGUCCAAGCAAAGGUCUUGCCUGAGCAAACGUCCACGGAGCUCCAUUCUUCAGCAUCGCUUGCAGCCAGAGUAGCGAUUUAGGAAAGAUGUUGAUUGUUUCGCCUAGUUGUCGAACAAAUUUCGGUCAUCAGAACUCCCAACGGGCUUCGGUUUCUGUUGGACAACGGUGCCACCAUGGAACUUGGAGAAGGAGGCACCUCUGCUUUGAACCGCGGAUGCCGGUACGAUACUCCCCCUCGAGAACAUCCCAGAGUUGCUGGAGUAGGGAGCAGAAUCAAAGCGAAAGACACUCCGGGCGUGGGAAAUGAUGAAAGGGUAUGAUAUCCACAUGGAAAAUGGGAAAGUGUUGGUGUGUGAAAUAAUCCAGGAGUCGACAGGAGAACGAGCAAGCUUGAUAUGGUAGGGAAGGAUGGGGAAGAGGGGAGGUAGAGAAACUGGAGAGUGAGACAAGUAAGAGAACUGACAGUAAAGCUGGAUGGCCUCGAGAACUACGCAAGAGGAUACGGAAUCGAUGUUCAAGCUACUCAAGACUCAGGGCUAAAGAUGGAGAAACUUCAACGCCACCUUUUAUCUGGAUUGCGGAGAUAAUUCUUAUUGAUGAUUAACAUUAUGAAGGAAUUAUGUACAACCAAUACCCUGGAAAGAAGACCAAGCAGUUGGUAACCAGGAACAGCCGAAGUUCCGAGCCCGACGAAUGGAGGAUCGGGAUGGGAACCCGACAGAGACUGUAAUGUGCCUCAAAUCCGAGAUAAGAACAGGAGCUGCUAUCAUAAUCACGACUCACGACGACUGAAAGUUAUUCGUGUCUUCUUUCAGCAGUUCCGAGCAGACGACCUGCCUCCUUUGGUCUGGCUCGCGCUGCCACUCUCCACCAUGGUGUGGGGGAAUACGACAAGCUUUUUAGCAGGCGUCGAUCGCAGCGAGCUGGGACCGAGACAAGCUUCGUGGCUAAGCGGGAACGGGCAGGUGCUUGGCAACGGCUGGCACCCGCCAACAAUAUAUUGGUUCGUACAGGCAAGGGUGCCCACCAUUGUUCUUAUCGUAGCCAUAUUAUCCACGCGUCGACGACACCAUGAUUGGCCUCGGGGAAAGUGGUGGCGGUUCGAAAGAAACUCUCUGUGUUUUCAUACAUAUAUAAUGCCGAAGCCAAGCCUUUUGCUGGCUUGGUACUUCACUCGCUUCUCCUUGCUGUGUAGUGUUGCACCUACUCUAUUCCGAUGGCGACUCAGAGAUCUACUUUUGCGCGAAGUUCUUCCGAGGCUGUUCCGGCCAAGGACGUCGAUCACCAUGGCAUUCAUGGGACGAGCAAUGUAGGCGAGCAGUUUCAUGAGAAGAGUGAUGAGAAAGUCGCUUAUUCAUCCGGCAUUGAUGAGCCUCCCAACGGUGAAAAGACCAACCUUCCAGUGUAUGAAGGAGAAAGUAUCUUCAGAGAAGGUAUAGUUGAAGAUGCGGAGGGUCUCGUCACACGAGUUAUCGAUGUCGAGGAUGACCCAACCUUGAACCCAUGGACCUUCAGAACUUUCUUCCUGGGUCUUGGGUUAUCCUGCUUUGGUUCUGUUCUCCAAGAAAUCUUCUACUUCAAGCCACAGACUAUUUACGUCUCGGUGGUCUUCUUGACUGUUCUAGCCUAUAUUCUCGGCGAAGCCAUGGCAUUCAUUAUUCCACGAAAGGGAUCGAUCGGUCGUUUCCUGAACCCCGGUCCAUUCAACAUGAAAGAGCACGCUUCAAUCACUCUGAUGGCUUCUGCAGCGUCCCAAUCGGCUCUCGCUACCGAGGCGCUGGCUGCUCAAGAGCUCUUCUAUGGGGGUUACCCGAACAAGGCUGCUGGCAUCUUUGUUGUUAUCACUGCCCAGUUGAUUGGAUUUGGUCUCGCUGGUUUGCUCCGACACAUCCUUGUGUAUCCAACUCACAUGCUGUGGCCGAUGAAUUUGCCCAUUACUUCCCUUCUCGAAUCCUUGCAUAAAGAUAAGGCUGUUGCAAAGGCACGGUUGAAGAUCUUCUACAUUGUCUUCUUCACUUUUCUUGUCUGGGAAAUAUUUCCUGAAUACAUUUUCACUGUUCUCGAAGGUGUUUCAAUCUUUUGUCUUGCCCACCAAAAUAGUUUGGUCUUCACAAACUUGUUCGGUGGUGCUUCUGGAAAUGAAGGCCUCGGUUUAGGUGCUGUCUCGUUCGAUUGGAACUACAUUGCUCCAUUCGGCUCGCCAUUGUGGUUGCCACUGUACACUCUAGUCAACGAGUUCAUCGGCUACAUUGGAUGCAUUAUCUUUUUCAUGGGCCUCUACUAUAGCAACAGUUAUCGGGCUCAAGAUUUCCCUUUCUUGGCACAACAGCUUUUGGAUGGCUCCUCAAAUGGCACCAAUUUCGUCACAUACAACCAAACCAAUAUCUUGAAUGAUACGUUCGAGGUUGAUAAUGAACUUCUUGCUGCCCAAGGGAUCCCGUGGCUCACUGCCUCAUACUUGGGUUACCUCAUUACCUCUAAUAUGGGAUUCACCGCCACUUUCGUCCACAUGCUCCUCUGGAACUUCGAUGAUAUUAAGCACGGAUGGCAGUGGGCUUCCCCUUCCAAUCUUAAGGCGAGAUUUUUGGGAAAGAAAUCGUGGAAGUUUUGGGCCAAUCAAGAGUCUCCUGAGGCACGGAAUGAGCGACUGCAGAAUGACGAGAAGCUUGACCCUCACUACAGAUUGAUGAUGAGGAACCUGUACAAGGAAGUUCCUCUUUGGUGGUGGGGCGCCAUACUUGUCAUCUGCUGGUGUGUAGCUCUUGGAUCACUCUACGCCCUCAAAUCUACACUUCCUUGGUGGGGUUUCUUACUGUCCACGAUCAUGAUGACUAUCUUCUUGCUGUUCUUCGGAGCUCAGUAUGGCAUCACAGGUUUUCAAUACAAUAUCCAACCCAUCUGUCAGACACUUGCGGGUUACAUGUUCCCUGGCCGUCCUCUUGCCAACAUGUAUUUCACUUGCUUCACCUUCAACUCCAUGCAACAAGCUCAAUUACUUGCACGAGAUCUGAAACUAGCGCAAUACGUUCAUUUAUCUCCGAGACAUACCUUCACUAUCCAGGUCAUAGGCUGCGUUGUUGGCGCAAUCAUGAACUGGGUUAUGAUGAUCACGAUCGUUGACAACCAAGCACCUAUCCUCAAGGGUCUUGCAGGGUCCAACAUCUGGUCCGGUCAAAACGUUCAACAGUUCAACACCCUAGCUAUCGCUUGGUCAAUUGCCAAGGACACCUUUUCCAUCGGCGCCAAGUAUCAAUGGGUCACCAUAGCCUACAUAAUCGGCUUCGUCGUUCCAGUUCCAUUCUGGCUUCUCAACCGAUACUUCCCCCACCCGUUCUUCCGCUACAUCAACUUCUCCAUCAUUCUCUGGCAGAUGGGCUACCUGUUCGUCGGUAUCAACUCAGCUAUCGGUGUCUUCUUCUUCUUGGGGUUCUUCGCUCAGUGGUAUCUUCGAAGAAAACGCCCCGAGUUUUUCAUCAAGUACAACUAUAUCGUCUCCGCUGCUCUCGAUGGUGGGACACAGGUCAUGGUGUUCAUUCUUACUUUUGCUGUGUUUGGUGGUUCGGGAACUGCGAGACCUUUUCCUACCUGGGCUGGUAACCCGGACACUAGCAUUCACAAUCUCGAUUAUUGUAAGGUCAACACUGCUACUUCGUCGUAAGGAUUGCACUAGUCACUCUGAGAGUUACAUUCAUUUUGUUUGAUAUACAAGCGAAAAAAAAUUCCGGCGUCAUUGACAGCAAGGAAGAGGACUGGAACUGGUAUUUAGGCUACGCAACAUCGAAGCGGAGAGACUGUGCUGUGGUUGAUGGCAUGUUAAUGUUAUAUCUACAAACAUAAGAGCAUACGUUCAUACUUCUUUCUUCGUUUACAUGGUGUAAAUCCGGAAAAAAUGAUAUGAUUGCACCUAUCAACAGCUCUAUUUACUCUAAAAUGUGAUCGAGGGACAACAAAAUCAUCUGUUUCCCCAAGAUGGAUAAGCAAGAAGCUGGAGAACAAAAGGACAUUCCUGACGUCGCAUUUCUCUCAAUCCUGGAGCUUAUUAGUUGACACCCUCAUAUUCUUGAGGUCUAGAGUAAGUCGUUGGGACAAAUGAGAUUGGUUUCGGUGGCAAGAAAUGGGGUUCUGGACGUGCGCUGCUACCUACUCUCAGG
This is a messenger RNA of Cadophora gregata, 4697 nucleotides long. RefSeq lists its product as uncharacterized. Gene Ontology annotation, molecular function: oligopeptide transmembrane transporter activity. Gene Ontology annotation, biological process: transmembrane transport. The record is from RefSeq and is a predicted model, not a curated record. The coding region runs from base 1763 to 4204 and encodes 813 amino acids. Lineage: Eukaryota; Fungi; Ascomycota; Leotiomycetes; Helotiales; Ploettnerulaceae. The transcript has 5 exons.